AUGAGCGGCGCCAACGACCCCGAGCGGGACCAGGCACUUGAUGAUUAUAAAAGGAGCUUGUUGGAGCUACGAGAAUGGGAAGCGAAGCUGAAAUCACUGCGGAUGGGUAUCAAGGAUCUCCAACGAGAGUUUGAUGUCUCUGAGGAGAAUAUCAAGGCGCUACAGAGUGUUGGUCAGAUCAUCGGCGAGGUGUUGAAACAGCUUGAUGAAGAGCGAUUUAUUGUCAAGGCCUCAUCGGGCCCUCGUUACGUUGUCGGCUGCCGUUCAAAGGUCGACAAGGUCAAGAUGAAGCAGGGCACCCGUGUAGCCCUGGAUAUGACGACGCUUACCAUUAUGCGAAUGCUGCCGCGCGAGGUCGAUCCUCUGGUCUACAACAUGUCUUUGGAGGACCCCGGGUCAAUCAACUUUGCUGGAAUUGGUGGUUUGAAUGACCAGAUCCGAGAGCUGCGAGAGGUCAUUGAGUUGCCGUUGAAGAACCCGGAGCUGUUCCUGCGAGUAGGAAUCAAGCCCCCCAAGGGUGUCCUUCUCUACGUUGUUUCAUCCGCGAUUGUCGACAAGUACAUUGGUGAAUCCGCUCGUCUGAUCCGAGAAAUGUUCGGCUACGCCAAGGAACACGAACCCUGUAUCAUCUUCAUGGACGAAAUCGAUGCCAUCGGAGGUCGACGUUUCUCCGAAGGUACAUCAGCAGAUCGUGAAAUUCAGCGAACACUGAUGGAACUGCUCAACCAGCUGGAUGGUUUCGACUACCUCGGCAAGACGAAGAUCAUCAUGGCCACCAACCGACCCGAUACCCUGGACCCGGCUCUACUGCGUGCCGGUCGUCUGGACCGCAAGAUCGAGAUUCCUCUGCCUAAUGAGGUUGGCCGUCUUGAGAUUCUGAAGAUUCACACAGCCUCAGUCGUCAUAGAGGGUGAUAUCGAUUUUGAGAGCGUGGUUAAGAUGAGUGAUGGCCUGAAUGGUGCUGAUCUGCGUAACGUGGUGACUGAAGCGGGUCUAUUCACCAUCAAGGAUUACCGUGAUGCUGUUAACCAGGACGACUUCAACAAGGCGGUGCGGAAGGUUGCUGAGUCGAAGAAGCUCGAGGGCAAGCUUGAAUACCAGAAGCUGUAA
This is a messenger RNA of Penicillium cosmopolitanum, 1110 nucleotides long. It is a transcript of the gene rpt4, whose product is annotated as proteasome regulatory particle base subunit RPT4. Gene Ontology annotation, cellular component: proteasome regulatory particle, base subcomplex; cytosolic proteasome complex. NCBI's taxonomy places the organism in Eukaryota, Fungi, Ascomycota, Eurotiomycetes, Eurotiales, Aspergillaceae. The coding region runs from base 1 to 1110 and encodes 369 amino acids. Gene Ontology annotation, molecular function: proteasome-activating activity; ATP hydrolysis activity; ATP binding. Gene Ontology annotation, biological process: positive regulation of RNA polymerase II transcription preinitiation complex assembly. The record is from RefSeq and is a predicted model, not a curated record. The transcript is spliced from 4 exons.